AAAUAAAAAUAUUUUUUAUAAAUAUUAAAAAUAUAUAAUAUUUUCACUUGACAAUUAGCAUCUCUUGAUUAUUUUCACAUGGCGCACCGUGCUAGUCAUCCAAUCAAGUUCCAAUCAAAUUGAAUAUUCAAUUUGGUUUGAAAUACACAAAAGAUGAGCAACAGUUCGCUGACGUCAUCACCGGCACGAUCUUCGAUAUCGACGACGGCGAUCAUCGGAGGCAACGCUAUAUCGUCGUCAUUAGGCGGCGAUGACGUCAACUUCCCAAGCGAUUUGAUUACCAUCCAAGAUCGUAAAGAUGAGGCUCUUCGAGCUUUAAAGUCCGAAUUGACAGCCGCACUAAACAAGGAAGUUAGAACGUUGGAUGAAGAUAGUUGGAUGUUUGAAGGACCUCGUUCUCGUAUUCACCUUAUAUCAAGACCAGGUGGUCUACUAAGCAAGCAUGCAGAAACAAUGAAGCAUAAAUUGGCUACCCUGAAAAGGAAUCAAAGUGCUUCAAUCAAGUAGGAACAUUCUCUUCUAUAAUGGCAUAUUACAACGCCAUUCAACUCGAUGUUGAGUCAGUUUGAAGUGUUGCAAUUCAAAUGGAGCUCAGCAGUUGAUACUAGUAGAUUAUCAUGAACUUUUGUACCAGCUUAUGAGCACUAGCAUUUUUAGCCAUGAAACUUGCUAAAAGUGUAGCAAUUCCGGAUCUGGGUAUGGAUAUUCAUGUGAUUGAUGUAUUAUACCAUUCAUUGAAUUGAAUGUAACAUUUGGGAAGUUGAAAAGCUUUGGUGUUUGUUCUUA
Molecule: messenger RNA, 786 nt
Organism: Erigeron canadensis
Lineage: Eukaryota; Viridiplantae; Streptophyta; Magnoliopsida; Asterales; Asteraceae
Product: protein SAMBA
Exons: 3
Coding region: 154-507 (117 amino acids)
Biological process (GO): negative regulation of organ growth
Molecular function (GO): anaphase-promoting complex binding
Source: RefSeq, a predicted model, not a curated record